AUGGCGGCACCAGGGGGCAAGUUCUUCAUCCAGGAGAAGCUGAAGACGCCGGCGAAGCACCAUGAGUCUUAUGAGCAGCUGUGGGAGACGAAGUGGAAGAAGCCUGCAGAAAUGGGCGUCUACCCCUUCAUGUUCGGCACCGCCUCCGACUUCGAGCCGAUAGUAAAAGAGAUGGUAUCCAAAGACAUGAAAGAGCCCUACAACUGGGACGAAUACGCCAAGAUUUACUUUCCACAGGCCGAAAAGCUCAAGUCCAUAGCCGAAGAAGCCGAGAAGAAUGGCGAAAAAGAGAAAGCAUCAGAGUACUACCUACGCUCCAGCGCCGUAUACCGUAUCAGCCGCUUCCCAGCGCCACGCAGCGAAGUCCAGCGCGAAGCCUGGAAACUAGGCAAAGAGGUAUGCAUCAAAGGCCUAGGAAUGCGGGAACACCCCGUCCACGAAGUCAUGAUCUCACACAAACACCGCAACCAAGACGAAGGCGAACACAUACCCGUGUACCACCUCGUCCCGGACAGCGCCUCGAAAGAGAAUCCCGUACCCACCCUCAUCAUCUUCACCGGACUAGACGGAUACCGCACCGAACUAGCCGUAUGGAUGGAAGGCUGGCGGCGUGUCGGCGUCGCAACCAUCGUCCUCGAGAUACCCGGCACAGGCGACUGUCCAGCCACGGCGUCCGACUCAACGUCUCCAGACCGUCUGUACAGCUCGCUCUUCGACUGGGUAGCCACGCAACCGCGUCUCGAUGCAAAGAAAAUCGCUAUCUGGGCCUUCAGCACAGGCGGCUACUACGCCAUGCGCGUGGCGCACACGCACGCUUCUAAACUCGCGGGCGUUGUCGCCCUCGGCGGCGGCUGCCACCACAUGUUUUCCCCCGAAUGGCUGGACAAUGUAAAUCACCUCGAGUACCCCUUCGAUCUUGCCAAUACGCUAGCCUACAAAUGGGGCUAUGGCAACGACGUCGAGGCUUUCAAGAAGGAGGCCAUGAGCAAGUUCUCGUUGCUGAACGAUGGCACGCUGGAUAAGCAGGAGUGUGCAAGGUUGCUCCUGGUGAAUGGAACUGACGAUGAGAUUUUCCCGAUCGAUGACUAUUAUCUUGCGUUGAUGCAUGGGGCGCCGAAGGAAGCGCGGUUUGUGGAGGGGUUCAAGCACAUGGGCGAGCCGGAGAGCUUUUUUGUUAUCAUCAAGUGGCUGUAUAAGUUGUUUGAAUUGCAGGCGGAGGUGGGGACGAUUAUGGCUACGUUGCCUUUCAAGCCGAAGUACUGA
Messenger RNA from Alternaria metachromatica, 1263 nucleotides. RefSeq lists its product as uncharacterized. The record is from RefSeq and is a predicted model, not a curated record. The coding region runs from base 1 to 1263 and encodes 420 amino acids. NCBI's taxonomy places the organism in Eukaryota, Fungi, Ascomycota, Dothideomycetes, Pleosporales, Pleosporaceae. The transcript is spliced from 2 exons.